AUGUCAGCGCCAAAAUCGAAAAUAGAGGACCUUGGGUUUGAGGUACUCGCGGACGGAGUGGAUCCAAUCGUCGAUAUCGUUGCUAUCCAUGGUUUAGAUGGUCAUAGAGAAAAGUCUUGGACUGCGGAUAAUGGAGUAAUGUGGCUACGAGACCUCUUGGCCACUGACAUUCCCAACGCACGAAUCCUUACAUAUGGAUACGACGCCGACACCCGUAGCUUCGAGGUUACGUCUACACAAACAAUCUUUCGACAUGCCCAGAACUUUAUGAAAGCCCUCGCUCGCAAAAGGACAGGUGCUGCCCAACAAAGACCUAUAAUCUUCUUAGCCCACAGUCUUGGUGGAAUUGUCCUUAAGAAGGCUCUCAUCAUCGGUCAUAGUCAAAACUCGAAUGCGGAUAGUCAGCUACAUGACAUCUUGGCGUCAACUCAUACUGUCAUAUUCUUCGGGACACCUCAUGCGGGCGUCAAGGGGAUCGAUCUUCUCCAGAUGGUCAACCGAGUUAUAUCAAUCUACAUGAAGACCAACGAUAUAGUCUUGAGACAUUUGAAAGAACACUCCUCGGAGCUUGAAGAAACACAAUCCAUGUACCUCGAUGCGAGCAAGGACAUCCACAACGUAUACUUCUAUGAAGUAUACAGUACUCCGACCAUUGCAGGACGAAGAGACAUGAUCGUACCGUAUCACUCUGCCACCAUCGCUGGAGAGAGGGAUGCGACCAUAGAAGGACUGUCCGCCGAUCACGUACAGAUUGUCAAAUACCAUGGAAAGACCGAUGCAAAGUAUGACACCGUUCUUUAUUACCUCAGGGAGGCUCUGGAGAAUAACUUGAACCUCGAGUGCAGCAUCAUCGCCAUACAUGGCAUCAAUGGUCACAGAGAGAACAGUUGGACCGCAGAUAAUGGGACAAUGUGGUUGCGAGACAUCUUGGGCGCGGAUGUCCCAAAUGCACGCAUCCUUACCUAUGGGUAUGACGCCGACACCACUGGUUUCGAUGUCACGUCAACGAGCACGAUCGGUCGUCACGCUGGUACAUUCAUAGAAGCACUAGCAAGACAAAGAUUGAAUGCCAAACAGAGACCUAUUAUAUUUCUAGCACAUAGUCUCGGUGGAAUUAUCCUCAAAAAGGCCCUUAACAUCUGUCAAGGCAAAAAUGUUGGGUCAUAUAACCACCUCCGUGACAUCUUGGUGUCGACUCACGCUAUAUUAUUCUUUGGAACUCCUCACUCUGGUGUGAAAGGGGUCGCAUUUCAAGUUAUGCUCAAUCGAAUAUUAUCGGUUUAUAUGAGGUCAAACAAUAAAAUUCUCAAGCACCUGGAAGAGCACUCGUCCGAGCUCGAAGACAUCCAGUCCGCAUAUCUUUCAACGAGUGAAGGGAUCAAAAACAUGAUCAAGUACCGCGGUAAAACCAAUGUCAACUAUGAAACUGUUCUCCACUACCUCAAAGAGGUCUUCGGCGAUGCAAACAUAACAGUAGAAGGAAAGUGGCUUCGAGAGAGGAGCCUCCGAAGUCUUUCGGAUGUGGACCACGACACUGUUCUCAUAUGA
Serendipita indica DSM 11827 is the source of this 1548-nucleotide messenger RNA. NCBI's taxonomy places the organism in Eukaryota, Fungi, Basidiomycota, Agaricomycetes, Sebacinales, Serendipitaceae. The record is from the annotation of a GenBank genome assembly.